AAACAGAAAUUCAACAGGCAAGAUGACCAGUCUUUCUGCAAAGGACAAGAACACAGUCAAAGCCUUUUGGGCUAAAGUGGCUGGCAAGGAGGAACAAAUCGGCUGUGAUGCCGUCUCCAGGAUGCUGACAGUGUACCCUCAGACCAAGACUUACUUCUCCCACUGGAAGGACCUGAGCCCCGGCUCUGCCCCGGUGAGGAAACACGGAGCAACCGUGAUGGCUGCAGUUACUGAUGCUGUCAGCAAAAUUGACGAUCUGACCGGUGGUCUUCUGAGCCUCAGUGAGCUGCACGCCUUCACUCUGAGAGUGGACCCUGCUAACUUCAAGGUUCUUGCUCACAACCUCCUCGUGGUCCUGGCCACCGUGUUUCCCAACGAUUUCACUCCCGAGGUCCACGUGGCGAUGGACAAGUUCCUGGCUGCCGUGGCUCGUGCCUUGUCCGAGAAAUAUCGUUAAAGUGUACACAGGAGCAGAUGACUGACAGCAGCAUGAGAUUGAA
Molecule: messenger RNA, 500 nt
Organism: Oreochromis aureus
Lineage: Eukaryota; Metazoa; Chordata; Actinopteri; Cichliformes; Cichlidae
Product: hemoglobin embryonic subunit alpha-like
Exons: 3
Coding region: 23-457 (144 amino acids)
Biological process (GO): oxygen transport; hydrogen peroxide catabolic process
Cellular component (GO): blood microparticle; haptoglobin-hemoglobin complex; hemoglobin complex
Molecular function (GO): oxygen carrier activity; haptoglobin binding; heme binding
Source: RefSeq, a predicted model, not a curated record